This is a messenger RNA of Mizuhopecten yessoensis (Yesso scallop), 1627 nucleotides long. RefSeq lists its product as uncharacterized. The record is from RefSeq and is a predicted model, not a curated record. The transcript has 4 exons. Bases 1 to 1308 code for a protein of 435 amino acids. NCBI's taxonomy places the organism in Eukaryota, Metazoa, Mollusca, Bivalvia, Pectinida, Pectinidae.
AUGUGUCGGACAUAUAUCGGAGGGAUGACCACUGGAGCUAUGUCCGUUCUGGUAGAGAUAUUGCUGACCACUGUCCACCCCUUGACCGCCUCGGACACUAACGCCACCACUGUUAACCAGCGGCAUGUGCCGUCCAUUCUGGAGAUUUUCGUACCCUGUUACUCCGUCCUUGCUGCCUCCAUCUUGUGCCUAACAUUAACACUUAUUGGUUCUGCGAGUCAUGCAAGCACCGGAAAUCGCCGGAAAUCACGAGUGAACGCGGAACGCUGGGAGAUGGCGGUGGUCACAGACGCUGGUUUCUCGGUCAUCAACCAGACCACCAGGAUAGCUUUUGACGAUGUUCCAAUCACAGACAAAAACUCUGUGCGGAAUUUUCUAGAAGACUUUGACAAGGAGGUGCUUGACAAUCUCCGGACGAUCCAUGUCCAACCGGUCGAGAUUAUCCGGAUUUGUUUCCCGGCGUUCUGUACCAUGGCAAUAGGUCCAGUAUUUAUGUUAGGCUAUUAUAAUAUUAUCGACUUUUUCUGGUCAUUUGAUGACUACCCAGUCCUGCCAAACAUAAACCAGUGCGUCGCUUGCUUCCUCACUCCAGCCGGAUUGGUGUACGCCAUCUCGUUUGGGUUUGCCUUCCAGCAGGCAAUUAAUAAGCAGUGUGAUAUAUUAGAAAAAAUGACGACAGAGAUAAGUUUCCUUGACCAGGCGGCCACAUUGACUAGUAAGCUCAAACUACGGUCGCCAGCUAUCAAGGUAGAUAUGUAUCGAGCUCUGAAGGCUGAAGCGCUCUACAUGAUCCUCCAGGUACAGAAGGGCGACAUUGCGAAAUACAGACACCGCCCCCUGGAGGAUAUCAAAGUUAAGAUUUGGAGCAUCAUUGACCACCUCCACCUGUUGACGAGUACCCCUCAUCACUAUGUGGAUGUAGUGAUGAGUCAACGUAUCAUGGAUUAUAUCACGGCCCUCAACAGUGUCUGUUCCGACCAGCUCGGCAUUCUCCACUCAAAGAUACAUUGGCUCAAAUGGGCGUUCUUGGUCACGCUCGGAUUCUUCUCCCUGUUCGGAGUGCUCAUGAUCCAGGCGUACUCGUACCGGAUGGAGCUGGUGAUGAGCAUGCUCACGCUUUUCUCCAUUGUCAUGCUGUGCUACAUCGUCGCCGAUCUUGACUCACCAUUCACGGGAUUUUUCCGGAUUGACGUUCGGAUCAUCUCGGAUGUAAUAUACCGACUGGAUAUGUUGAGCAAAAUGGCGCUUUUGGGUUGUACCGAAACCGCCUGCUAUCCGGAUAGCUCCAAAUUUAGGUACAAACGUUGACACGUCCUUUAUACGGUACAUUCAAUACGUUUGUUUGACAUUUUAAGAAUGGAUUCUUUAUAAACCCUGUUAACUGUAGUUGAGGAUUGUAGAUGGAACAAUUACUCACGGAAAACGUGUUCAGGCUACGGGAUUUUAAAAAACAAUGAUCCUUAGACAAUCUUCACGUUCUGAUUGAAAAAAAUGCUUGACAUACGUUGUGACGUCCUGACAUACGUUGUGACGUCUUGACGUUAGUUGUGACGUCUUGACAUUAGUUGUGACGUCUUGACAUUAGUUUUGACGUUAGUUAUGACGUCUUGACAUUAGUUGUGACGUC